AUGACGAAAGUUGCUGUUGGCAUUAUUUUGUUGGGUAUAUCAACUAAAUAUGUUAUUGAUAACAAGAAAGAUUCGACAACAUCUGUAACUGUUCCAACGACAAAAGAUGGAAAAGAUAAUUCAAAUAUAAUAACAGCUGCAGUGCAAGCUACAUCUACACUACAUCAUGAUGAUAUCUAUGAAGAAAAAGAUAAACUACAUGUGCGUAGUUUAAGUGUAUCAUCAGAUUUAGAAACACGCAAUAGUAAUCCGUUUAUCGGUGACUUUAACAAUAAUAGUAAUAAAAAUGACAUAAAUUUAUUAUCAACAACGAACGAAAAUCUAAAUGAAACGUCAUUUCGCGAUGCUCCAGACAAUUAUGGUUGUUUAUUAACUGAUCAAUGUUGUAUACCAACGCAAACUUUCUUGAAAAAUGAAAAAUCAAAUGAGAAUAAUAGUGGUGAUCAAAUGACAAUGACCAUAUCAACAGUAAUUUCUUCAUCUUCAAAAGCCAAAACGAGCAGCGACUUAGACGAUAUAGAGAGAUUUAAAAUGUGUGGAAAUUCAAUUAUUUAA
This is a messenger RNA of Didymodactylos carnosus, 555 nucleotides long. NCBI's taxonomy places the organism in Eukaryota, Metazoa, Rotifera, Eurotatoria, Philodinida, Philodinidae. The record is from the annotation of a GenBank genome assembly.